UGAAAAAAAAACCACAACAAAUAUGAGCUCACAGCUUAUUGACCUCUCUCAACCAACGUUGUAUUUUGCUAUUGCUCAUAUAUUGUUUAAUCCUGUAUUUUGGAAUAUUGUUGCCAGAGCAGAGUAUAAAACGAAAAUAUUGACAAAGUUGGCAGGAGGUGAUCCAUACAAAGGUACUUAUUUCCUGGCGGCUACAAUCUUUACAUUAGGUUUGACUAGAGACUACCUAUAUCACAAGGCGUUAGCAUAUCAGCCAACACAUCCUAUCUUUGAUGAAUAUAUUGUACAAAUUUCAGCAGGCCUCUUAUUCGUAACAGGCAAUGUACUCGUAUUGUCCUCUAUGUGGGCACUUGGUGUUACUGGCACUUAUCUGGGCGAUUACUUCGGUAUUUUGAUGAAACAACGCGUUACAGGAUUCCCCUUCAAUGUGUGCGAUAACCCAAUGUAUGUAGGUUCAACCUGCACAUUUUUAGCCACCGCUCUAUGGUACAAGAGCCCGGCGGGCAUUGCACUGACUUGUUUAGUUUACCUUCUUUAUAAGGUUGCUCUAACGUUUGAAGAACCCUUCACUGCUAUGAUUUAUGCCAACAAGGAUAAGAAAAAGUAAUGAUAUUAAAGCUGUAUCAGCGACGACAUAGAGACUAUAUCUGCCUAGAAAACUCUUCUUCCAAAUAGUGAGGCAAAGCCAAAUCAUUUUAUGAGAAACAAAUUCACUUAAAUUGAAUAACAAGGGUGGUCAUCCACAGUGAUAAUGGAUGAGUAAUUCAACCAUACACUAUUGAUAUUUGAAAAGCUCGCAAGGCUCUUCUUUUCAAUGGUAGGCUCAAAAUUACCGUUAAAGGCCGUAGAUUGAUAUAUCAUGUGUAUAUAGUUGACUAUAGUCAUCAUCAUUUCUAUCAAAAUAACUGUAAUACAAAUAUAUAAAUCGACAUGCACCGUUGUUGAUGUUUUAAAGACAAGAAGACUGUAGUGCGUCUCAAUGAAUUAGGCGUUCAAU
This is a messenger RNA of Mycotypha africana, 997 nucleotides long. RefSeq names its product phospholipid methyltransferase-domain-containing protein. Lineage: Eukaryota; Fungi; Mucoromycota; Mucoromycetes; Mucorales; Mycotyphaceae. Gene Ontology annotation, molecular function: S-adenosylmethionine-dependent methyltransferase activity. Gene Ontology annotation, biological process: phosphatidylcholine biosynthetic process. The record is from RefSeq and is a predicted model, not a curated record. The transcript is spliced from 7 exons. The coding region runs from base 23 to 607 and encodes 194 amino acids.